AUGAAGCAGUGGAUCGCUGCCCUAUUGAAAAUGCUGGAACAAAAGCCGACGAAGAGCAGAAAACUUCUCAGAACUCCAUACAAUUAUUCCAAAGAACCCACCAAAUCGUCGAAGUCGUCAAAGUCACGUAAUGGUGUACACAGUGUCUCCCCAUCGAAAAACACAGACACUGAGGUAACAGAAUCCAGCGCGGAAUCUGGCCCAACUCCAUCGGAAAAUGCCAGUCCGGCUGUCGAUGUUUACGAAUACAUGAGAAUGAAACUGAACAGAGCUAACGAAAAUCAAAGAAGAAAACCGAAAAAGUUAGCGCUGAGGAAUCGAAAAUUGAGGAAAACGAAGAAAGAGAAAAAUCAGAACGAUAUUCGUGUGUACAUGGUGGGAAGAAAGAUUGCCCAACCCUCGUGCAAAACCUGUGGUGCUCAAGCUGACAUUCGAGAUUUCCUUGUGGGAAAGAAGGUGAAGUGUGCACCACCAGAGGUGGAAGUCGAGGAACCAUCUACACUUACCGCUCCGCAGAAGGAACAGGCCAAGGUCACCAAAGUGAAGUCGUCCUCGAAGAGUCGAAUUGUUGGAAAGUACGUGAAAUUGAAUAAAGUUCCAACCGUUGCAGUAGUUGGGGAGUCGACCACACGUUUCGUUGGACGUCUUUCUAGCACGGCUGUCAUCUACGGGAAAACUUUUAAACUUACCAAUCUCUCUCGAAAAGACCUACAUCUGAGUGUCGCUCCAAUAGACUGGCCGGAGCACAUCCAACUUCAUCCAACAAUUUUAACUCCAGGACAAACCAGGGACAUGGCGGUUACGGUAACACGUUCGAGUGAAAGUGUUGCUUCGGAAUGCCACCUGUUAUCUAUUGUUCACCGAAAGACUACAAUGUCCCACGUUCUUACAUUCAAAAUUGACGCGAUGGCAGUACAUCACCAAGGCCCGCUUCUAACAGAGCUCUACACACCUGAGGAAGUGAAAAUGAUCACCACAUUCCGUCCAGUUUUGGAUCUUCCACGUCCACUUGACGAAAGCCAUCAACAGCCAUCAGAUGAGGCGGAAGCUACCGAGACAGUUCAUACCGUUGUCAAUAUGCUGAAGGAUGAAGUCGAUAGCAUGUGCACAGGUAUCAUUCCACAACAGAAGGUUGAAGCUGAAGGUGUGCAAACAGUUGUUGGUGCGGGCGUGACUGAGACUGUUGCUGCAAGUGUGACAGAGGUAAUUGAAUUUUUUUCUUACCGGGGGUGUAGGUUAGGAAAGAAAUCCUUAUCAGCGUUAGCCAUCAUCCAUGGGAGCGUAGCGAAUGGGAUCGCGAUCCUUGUCGCGCCUGUGGCGCUAUGGGGAAUCCUAACCGCAUCCAUCGCCCGGGUGAUCCGAACUCACACCCCAUAA
Cooperia oncophora is the source of this 1377-nucleotide messenger RNA. The record is from the annotation of a GenBank genome assembly. Lineage: Eukaryota; Metazoa; Nematoda; Chromadorea; Rhabditida; Trichostrongylidae.